GGUUUUGUAGCUGUUUCAUAUUCUUUUGUACAGUAUGUAUGCUGUAUGAUGCCCUGUUGCUGUUUCUGCCUCAAUCUUUAUUCUUAACAAAUGAAAUAUUAAGAACAUGUAGACAGCAUUCCUUUAAAGAGUGGGUAACUUCAGAUGUUUGGUUCUUUAUAAAUAUAAAAAGAAAUGAAGAAGGAAACAAGGAGCAACGGCUGAGCUCAGGGGAGCAUCUCAGCACAGAAACAGUCACUGCACAAAGAAGCACCAGAAUGAUGUAGAUACUAUCAAACAACACUAUGCUAGUGACUCCACUGAGAACUAUUCAUGAAUAUUGUUAAUAUCAUAAAAACACACUAGCACAGCAAAGCAAUAACUUUGAAAAUGGUCAUUCGAAGUUCUUUCAUAUAUCAUUCAUUUUAACAUUGCUCAUCUUCUACGAGAGGAAAUCCCAGAGAGAGAGAGAGAAGGGGAGAGGCAGAGAGGCGUCUUGCAGAGAUAAGACCGUGAGCAGUCGGCUGCUUUGGAUCACUGAGGGCGACGUGAUUCACAUGCACGCCUUUCCUCGGCCCUCGGGAACGGGAAAACUUCCAGGAAAGAGCUUCUUCAGACACACUUUCCUUUUUCAAUGAAACAAAUUCCCAGAGGCUGAGACGCAGUGCUGCUGGGCUGAAGCCUCGCAUGGGGUGGUCUUACUGAGAGACUCCUUCAGUCUGGGAGAACUGAUUCACUCCUCCUGUGUGUCACAGUUACAUUUCUCUGUAUUAUCUGGAAACCUGUUUAUCCACUUGUGAUUAUACUUAGUAUUGCCAUUAUUUAGCAAAGUUAUUAUGAGUAUUUGAUUCUGGGGGUGUCGGAGGUGUCUGUCUGUCUGUCUGUCUGUCUGUAUGUUCAUUUGUCCACCUGCUUGUGACACGUACAUUUUUGCAUAAAUCUAGAAAAAUGCUUUUCAAGUUGUGAUGAGCCAUCACAGAACCUAGCCGUGUUUUAACAUAAUUUAAAAAAAAAAAAAAGUUAUUUUUGUACUCAUAGACUUCGCAUGCGAAAAUAUAUAAUUACAGUACAGUUUAUGUUCGAUUCAUGGAAAAGAAAAGUGUUUUUGUUUUUAUGUACAGGUCAUUUGAAAACUGUUUAAUUCUCGUCUGUCAGACAAAAACAGGUAUCGAUCUCGGAUCCAAUGCGAUCCAGCACAAAUGAACCCCUGCUGAUGCCACUUAUCCAAAUCCUUAAACAUUUGCAUUUCUUAUUUCUAUAGUAUUCUGUGCACUCUGUGAUCAUCAAUACUGAUAGCUCAAUAAUCCAGGCAGGGGAUGUGUGUGACUGAUCUGCAUGUUCUCAUAUCUCUAACAGCCCUGCAUGCUGUUGUGUUGUCCAGGCAGUGAGUGUCCGGGCUCCUUGUGUGUUUCAGGGAAACCCUUCAGUGGCUCAGCGGUGCAGCUCCCGGGACACGUGUUCACCGCCUUCCUGGACUCUGUGGAGGCCGAACAGCCUGGCACUGCCCAGCAGGCCCCGUACUGUCAGACUGCCUUCGAUGCCAUCACGAUGGAUUUGAACCACACCGUGUACAUCUUUAAAGGAGGGCUGUACUGGACGGUGUCCGCGGCAGGUCAGGUCAGCUCUGAUCUGCUCAGGGAGGGCUGGCCGGGACUCCCUAGAGCCAUCGAGGCCGCUGCCGUCUCCCAGACCGACGGGAAAUUCUACUUCUUCAGAGGUGGGCGGUGCUGGCGUUACAAAGACAGGAAGCUGGAGGCAGGGUUUCCCAGGAAAAGCAACACCACUGGCCUGCCCAGGCACCCUGACUCUGCCUUCUACUACCAGCCUCUGGGGCGCAUGGUUGUGCUCAAGGGGCAGCGCUACUUCGUUCUGAGCCACGACAGCCUUCACGUGGAGCCCUACUACCCCCGCGAGCUGGCAGACUGGAAGGGGGUCCCAGCAGGCGCCAACGGGGUCCUGACCCGGCCCGACGGGCAGCUCUACUUCUUUAAAGACGAACGGUUCUGGAGGUUUGACCCGGACAAGCUACGGGUGGUGGGUCGAGGGCAAUGGGCCAGUGAACUGGAGUGGACCGGCUGCCUAAGAGAAGCGAACAACUCUGUCGAUUGAACCAAAGAGCUGCUAAGCUCACAAACCAAAAUAUGUGCAAUCAACGAGCUUAAGGGCCUUCUGUUCUUUUAAAGAGAUCGCAGUGAACAAAACCAUUCCUUACCUGCUGUGCUCUUUCAUUCGCUAUAUAGGUCUGUGCAGUUUUGAAAGAAACACAUCUCAUUAUAAAGCUAGAUUAGUAUUUUCUGUUUCUAUAUACUAGUCAAAGAAAUGCUAUGCUUUCAGGUAGCUUUGCACUUCCUUGGUCAUUUUACACAAAGGCUGAAAUUGUCCCCACCCCUUUAAUGGCUUCUUUCCUGUCAUAAACCAACCAGCUACUCCCCCUAGUGUGACUGACAUGCUUUCAGCCAGUAACAUGAGGCGGAAUGAGCGAGGAAGUGCAGUAAGGCAUGGAAACGGAGCACUAACCUAGUUUAGUACCAGAAAUCAUGUUUUAAAAUGAAAAUACAUUGUGGCUAUAACGAGUGUUUCUUUCAUAACUGCACAUUUGAGACAGGAAUUAUUUUGCGAGUAACAAUCACUUCAAAAUAGUGUCACUUUGUCUUUUUUUUUUACAGAGGGUGGUCAAAUAGAAACACCUGUCUAACACUGUCAGCCAUGUGGCCACACAAGUGACCAUGUGGGAAGUUGUAAUGGGGAUGGAAGUCUGCAGAUAAGCCUGAAACAUCAGCAAUGUGUGUAGUUUUCUCAGCUAUUGUGACUACAACUGGGAGUGGCAGCUUUUAUAAAGCACACAGUGCAUGUGGGUGGAAUGCCUGUUUACACAUGGGGUGCCUUUUACAGUUGUCUAUUCUAUGGUCAAACCGCUGUAUGUGAAAUAUAUGUAUUUUGUAUAAUAUCUUCCUGCGUGUACACUAAUAUAGAGGUAUGCAGAGAGAUAUGCAUUUCCAUUGGAAAAUACUGUAUUCUAUUGUAAUGGUAAAAAGUCCAGAUUCAAUGUCUGUAAAUGUAUGUAUUUUAAUUCGGUUGCACUGUGUAAAAAAAAUAAAUAUCCCCAAAAAAACCACAAGGAAUAUUUAAAAAUAAAA
This is a messenger RNA of Polyodon spathula (Mississippi paddlefish), 3116 nucleotides long. RefSeq names its product matrix metalloproteinase-28-like. The record is from RefSeq and is a predicted model, not a curated record. Lineage: Eukaryota; Metazoa; Chordata; Actinopteri; Acipenseriformes; Polyodontidae. The transcript has 3 exons. Bases 1342 to 2088 code for a protein of 248 amino acids.